This is a messenger RNA of Penicillium bovifimosum, 1377 nucleotides long. RefSeq lists its product as uncharacterized. The record is from RefSeq and is a predicted model, not a curated record. The coding region runs from base 1 to 1377 and encodes 458 amino acids. NCBI's taxonomy places the organism in Eukaryota, Fungi, Ascomycota, Eurotiomycetes, Eurotiales, Aspergillaceae. The transcript has a single exon.
AUGCCCUCACCGUCAUUUUAUCUUUCAGGUUUUCUGUCCUUCGCUGGGAUAGUGCAAGCGAAAAAGUUCCCAGCGUCCCUGACAGACUUACAUGCCAAACUGAAGGAUGAGGACGGGGUCACCUUUGACCCCCUUGGCGUUGCGGCAGUACUUUACAACCCUCGUGUCGAUAAAAGUGCAGCAAGACUCUAUACUCAGUUCGAUCGAGGUUUAUAUACAUGGCCGCACCUCACAAUGAUUGGGGGCACCUUGCCACCUAUGCAGAUGCUUGUGGAGCGCCUGAAUGCGACGAUGAAAUGGAUUCACCCAUCAAUCAAAUUAUGCGCACAAGAUACAACCAUGCUUCCCGUACGAUCCGAUGUAUCGGGAAAUGUGUUUCGCCAGCUACCACUGAACUUGAGCAAUGCAUGGUUGACUGACAUAAUAUCAUUUCCAACAUCUAAACAACCUGGAAACGACUUCGUUGUCGUUCGUGUGGAUGCCAUGUUCCAGUCAACAGAAAAUCGCCAAAAGAACGUUCGUCAGCAUGCCGGUAAUAUAAGGUGGCUGGUCCGUAAAUGGACUUUGGAGUUGAUCUGUCUGCUGAACGGGGCCAUGCUGACGACUGGCAUGGUGUGCGGAAUUCUGGCAGCCGAUAUUUGGGCUUUCGCCUUGUUCUCAUUGUACAGUAGUCAUUGGUUUGCCUCCGUUCUUAUCUCGUUCACCUCUAUGGUCAAAAUCCAUAAGCCUGAUCACAUUAAGAACGAUACUCAGGAGAGGUAUGCGGUGUACGAACGCGAUGAAGGGGGCACUGUCAUUUUCAAAGGGCCCCAGAAAGAACUUGAGGAGUGGGCCCGUUCCACCUGGGAAUAUGAUCAGAGCUGGACCAAGGAUUGCCUGCAUUGGUUUUGGACCUUGUCUGGGACAUUUUCAGGUUUCUCAUCGGUGGCAUGUAUGGUGAACAUGAAGGGCGCUCUGCAAUUGGCGUUCUUGGGGGUGUUGGUUUAUUCCUCACUGGCUGAGAUCGGCGCGACUCGGAUUGCGCGUCACUUGCAGACACAGGCUCAUGGUCACAUCUAUAUGGAUCAAGUCCUGGAUAACAACACCCGGAGCCUGGCAAUCAUCCGUGCAACCUUGCAGAUUUCGCCGGAAUGCCGGUUAAAGGGUCUCGAUUGGGUCAAAUUGGGUCUUCUUCCUCCGAUGGGAGUCUUUGAGAAGAUGCAGGAAUUGCUGAGCGAGAUCGAGGCCGAUCUCGACCAGGGGUCAGACUCCCUUCUGCCGGGAGUGGACGAGAAGUGUGCUCAAUUCCUCGAUCGGGUAGAUCCCUCGGAGCGGAGAUUGGCUGAGAGAAUAGUUACAGAAGUGAAGGGUACACUGUCAUAUCUCAAGUCUAUAUAG